CAACGCCCAUCAAUAAGCAGUUGCAAGCAAAAGGCUACUGCGCUUUCUCACGAACUUCCGCAGCGAAGCCGCUCUCUCUCUUCUCCGCCAUUGUUGAAACGCUUUUUCUUCAUACAUAAGUUCUACUUCUCUAUCUCGUUUGAUGCAUUGAAUCAACAAGGUGUCAACAACAAUGGGUAUAUGCUUGUCAACUGAAUCGCCACCAAGGAAAAACCAUUCGAAACGCGUCACAAAUCAAUCAACUACAUCAGCCAAUAGCAAUUCAAGCAAUCGAUGGUCUCGCGUUCGAUCUCUGUCUAGUAAGAGAGAGAAAUUCGAUGAUGCUAUGAUUCAUGAACAUGCAAUCGCUGCCGCUCUCCUUUUCCAGCAAAAUGGCGGUGUUUUGCCUUUUGAUCGAUCAACUUCUCUCCGGCAUCCUCCUGGCUCUGCGAACUCCAAACGUCAUAAUCCUCUCCCUCGGAGUUCUAGUACUAGGCCUAGAUCGGUUGCUGAUCCUCUGCUUCCUCCUCAGCAGCUCCUUAAUCAGGAUCUAAAUCUUGAUGAACUGGAGACAAGCCACAUAGUCCUUGUUCAUGGAGGUGGAUUUGGAGCCUGGUGUUGGUAUAAAACAAUUGCACUUUUAGAAGAAUGUAAAUUCAAAGUUACUGCAAUUGAUUUAACUGGUUCUGGAAUCGAUUUGUUUGACACCAAUAGCAUCAAAAGUCUUUCACAGUAUGUAACACCACUCAUAGAUUUCUUUGAAAAGCUCACAGAUGGAGAGAAGGUGAUUUUGGUAGGCCAUGAUUUUGGUGGAUCAUGUAUAUCAUAUGCAAUGGAGCUAUUUCCAUCUAAAAUUUCAAAAGCUAUAUUUAUCGCUGCUUCUAUGUUGAAAAGUGGUCAAAGUACUCUUGAUAUGUUCUCACAAAAGGAAAAUACAAAUGAUCUCAUGCGUAAAGCUCAAAAGUUCAUCUAUACAAAUGGGAAUAAUUUGCCUCCAACUGCAAUUGAUCUUGACAAAAUGCUCUUAAAGGACCUUCUAUUCAAUCACAGUCCUCCCAAGGAUGUCGCAUUAGCGUCUGUUUCGAUGAGGCCGAUUCCAUUCCCCCCAGUUCUAGAGAAACUCUCUCUUUCCGAUUCCAACUACGGAAAAGUGAGAAGAUUCUACAUAGAAACACCUGAUGACAAUGCCAUUCCAAUCGCCUUACAACAAAGCAUGAUAAACCAAUCCCCACCUGAAAAGGUAUUCCGUAUCAAAGCUUCUGAUCACUCCCCUUUCUUCUCAAAACCUCAAGCCCUACAUAAAUUACUAGUCGAAAUCGCAAAACUCACAUAAAAAAUUUAAAAAAAAAAAACAGCACAUAAGACAUAACCAUGAAAACUGAAAAGUAACAUUUGCAUAGGUAGAGCAUGAUUUUGAACGCCGUGUACAUUGUGUUUUACUUCAAAUUUUAAAUUCAUAAAUUAAAAUAAAUCAUGUUGAAUUUUACGUAUGAGAAAUUGCUAGAAAAUCAGUAAUUUUUUGUAGGUAAUAUUCGUUGGGUUAUAUUUCUUUGCCUUUAUAAUAUGUAAUAAUAAGAAUAUGAAGUAAGAUUGAGAUAUAGAUGGUAGGGAUUAUGUUUAUGUAAAUUUGAAUUAAAUAAUUUCAUUUGGUUUUUCUUGCUA
This is a messenger RNA of Lactuca sativa (garden lettuce), 1641 nucleotides long. It is a transcript of the gene MES11, whose product is annotated as methyl esterase 11. Gene Ontology annotation, molecular function: methyl indole-3-acetate esterase activity; methyl jasmonate esterase activity; methyl salicylate esterase activity. Gene Ontology annotation, biological process: jasmonic acid metabolic process; salicylic acid metabolic process. NCBI's taxonomy places the organism in Eukaryota, Viridiplantae, Streptophyta, Magnoliopsida, Asterales, Asteraceae. The record is from RefSeq and is a predicted model, not a curated record.